Messenger RNA from Xyrichtys novacula (pearly razorfish), 215 nucleotides. The record is from the annotation of a GenBank genome assembly. Lineage: Eukaryota; Metazoa; Chordata; Actinopteri; Labriformes; Labridae.
AUGCUUCUAAAUGACUCUCGGUAUCGGACAGAUGACAUACAGAGCCGGGUCCGCAGACCGGGUGACAAAUUGUCCGCUUCCAUCAGGCUGCCUCUGAUCAAACAGAUCGAUUCGGGGAAAUAUCACAGCGGCCUCAGGAUCUUUCAAAAAUUGAGAGGAAGUGUCAACAAAGCGGAGCGAAGAAAGAAAAUCCACAAACACAGCAGCCACCUGAU